Molecule: messenger RNA, 684 nt
Organism: Trematosphaeria pertusa
Lineage: Eukaryota; Fungi; Ascomycota; Dothideomycetes; Pleosporales; Trematosphaeriaceae
Exons: 4
Coding region: 1-684 (227 amino acids)
Biological process (GO): mycotoxin biosynthetic process
Source: RefSeq, a predicted model, not a curated record
AUGCCGAAGAACGACGAUUGGAAAGAUGCAGAGCACCUACUCAGCGACCAUGAGUCUGAAUCCUUCCCCAAACACACACGGGGCGCGGUCCAGAAUCGACGUCCGUGGCAGCGGCGCCUUGGAUGCGCGAACCUCAUCUUCUUCAUGCUAAACAUUGGGCUUUUCAUAUAUCUUAUCUCAACUUCAGCGAGCCUGUCAGGUGCACUCUUUGGUGCAGUCGAGACUUCACGUCCUGGAGCGAUCCGGAAACAUGAACUUGCACCCGCGGCUGCAUCGAUAGAGUACGAAGACAUCGUCUUCACGGAUAGUGGCUUUCACGCGCGCCACAAGCAACCCAGCGUAUACGAAGGCCCACGCACCCACGAACAGGAUAACGCUUGGAUGAACUUGACCACAGGUCUGAGAUUGCCUCCGCCCAUACACUUGUAUACUUAUGUGUUCGCAGUUGGCUUCGUUUCCCUGAACGAGGGGCAGAAUCGCGCGCUCGUCAGCCCCAAUCAUUGCUUGGACUACCUGCGGCAGGUGAUCCAGUGUCACGGAGACAUCACACCACUAUCUGUUUUCUACAAGCCAGACAAGUCAAACUACGCUUUUGAUCAUGCUGUGACGCAUAGCUGCAGGAACUUUGACAAGAUCUAUGAAUGGGCGGUGGACCAUGCCGCGAAUGUUCACAUCGAGGGCUGA